This is a messenger RNA of Sitophilus oryzae (rice weevil), 2196 nucleotides long. It is a transcript of the gene Rox8, whose product is annotated as nucleolysin TIAR. The transcript has a single exon. The coding region runs from base 185 to 1288 and encodes 367 amino acids. Lineage: Eukaryota; Metazoa; Arthropoda; Insecta; Coleoptera; Curculionidae. The record is from RefSeq and is a predicted model, not a curated record. Gene Ontology annotation, molecular function: RNA binding.
UUUUUCCCCCAAAGAUGAAAGUGACAGCUGGCCGACAUCAAAGAAAAAAGAUAGCUCGUUGUUAUUUGUCAUCGUCAUUGAUUUACCGCUUAUAAAAUAGUUUUUAACGAAAAAAUACUGUAUUUAAUGAAUCCAGUCAAUCAUAUUUAGUGAUAGAACAUAGGAUAAACGUACCGGCAUAGCCAUGUCAGAAGAAACUUACCCCAAGACACUCUAUGUGGGCAAUCUGGACUUAUCUGUGUCAGAGGACCUGUUGUGUACAUUAUUCUCGCAAAUCGGUCCGGUAAAAGGUUGUAAGAUUAUUCGGGAGCCUGGAAAUGAUCCGUAUGCUUUUGUGGAGUUUACUAAUCAUCAGUCAGCUUCUACAGCACUAAUCGCGAUGAAUAAACGGGUGUUCCUUGACAAGGAAAUGAAAGUGAAUUGGGCAACAAGUCCAGGAAAUCAACCCAAAACGGACACUUCAAAUCAUCAUCACAUAUUUGUAGGCGACCUGUCGCCUGAAAUAGAGACUGAAACAUUGAGAGAAGCCUUCGCUCCCUUUGGAGAAAUAUCUAAUUGUAGGAUCGUUAGAGACCCCCAAACUCUAAAAUCUAAGGGUUAUGCUUUUGUAUCUUUUGUAAAGAAAGCCGAAGCUGAGAAUGCUAUACAAGCAAUGAAUGGUCAAUGGCUUGGAUCGCGUUCUAUUCGAACUAAUUGGUCCACCCGCAAACCACCACCUCCUAGAACAGAAAAAGCACCCCAGAGUAAGAAACAAAUUACUUUCGAUGAAGUUUAUAAUCAAAGUUCCCCCACAAAUACUACAGUAUACUGUGGUGGCUUUGCAAGUGGACUUACCGAAGAUCUUGUCCAGAAAACGUUUGCUCCAUUUGGAGCUAUUCAAGAUAUUCGUGUUUUCAAAGACAAAGGAUAUGCCUUUAUAAAGUUUGUUACCAAGGAUAGUGCCACACAUGCAAUUGAAACUAUUCAUAAUACAGAUAUUAACGGUCAUACUGUUAAAUGUUUUUGGGGAAAAGAAAAUGGGGGCUUAGGGCCCGAAGUCAAUCCAGUCACCGCUUCUGGAGCUACGGUUUCUCCUGCCGGCCCUCCCUAUUCUUACGGAUAUGGAACUGGAUAUUGGUACCAUCAAGGUUAUAGUACUGGUUACAUGCAAGCUGGUUAUCCGUAUCAGCAACAGUAUCAAUAUCCAGCAGGACAGCAAUACUGUAUGGUGCCUCCUCAGGGACAGUGGUCGGGACCAGCCGGUCAGCAACCAAAUAUGUCCGUGAUGUACAAAUAUCCGACGCAAUGAACUAAUUUUUGAAAUAUUUAGUUUAGUGAUUUGAGACAUUAAAUUUGGAAUGAACUAACGUGCUAGUACCAUCAUAUCUUACAGCUAGAAUAUCUUGAAGACAAGGAACUAAAGUAUAUGAAACUGUAAGCUUUAUUCAUAUAUAUAUAUAUAUAUUUUUGACGCGCACAGUCUGAUUUGCUUUUUUUAUUUUGUUGACACAAUUUUUUUUAUGUUCCUAGCAUUAUUUUUCCAAUAAAUUAGUAUGACAAAUAUUUCUACACAUUUAUUCAAGUAAAAUAUUUUUAACUAUAAUUCUUUACAGUGAAAAUAUGAACAGUAGCAUGUUUUAAUAGUAUAAAUUAAAUAUUUUUCUAAUGUAUCCAAAAUUUUUAGUUUUUUCCACUGUACUAAUAUUGUAAUAUUUUGUUCGUUAUGGAAUAUUAUAGUUCCAUACGUUAUUUAUGGUCCAUUUUUUCUAUGUGAUGGUACUAAAGCAUCAGACAAGGGAAUCUAUAAAAUAUUUGCUUGUAUAAAAAGUGUAUUCCCUUGACUUGAGUGUGAUAGUUUCAAAAUUGAAGUAUUUCUAAUUAAAAAAAAAAUAUUUUUCUUUAACGUCUCAACGACAAUAGUUUAUAAUAAAUAAAUGUUACAUACAAUUUUUAUUUAUAAAAGAAUGUAUGUAAUAUUGAAACAUCAUAACCAUGAUUGAAAGUUAUACCCAACCCUUUGUAGAUUGGCGUGUAUAUUGAGCUUUUGUAGUUUUCGGUUAACUAUUAAAUAAUUCUAAUUUGUUUGUAAGAAAGAUGGAUAACUCUUUUUUCCGAAAAUAUAAUGUAUGACUGGAAGUUUGAAUUGAAAUAAUGUGCAGAAUUUUAUAACGAAAUGUAUAUUAAGCUAGUUGUUAAAUAAAAAAUAAGGUCUGGGAA